CUAACUACUGCCGUUUUCACGGCAUAUUUGUUGUUUAUCAAGCAUACGGGGACCGACAGCGAGCACUGAGCUAUCAGAGAACGAUAGGAACAAUAGCCACUAACUGUUAUUAUUCCCACCGUCUGAAAGCUACUCCUCCUCCCCCUCGCAAGAGCCAUCUCUAUUGCAAUGGAAAAGUGCUGGUUUAUAUUGCGCCAGAGCCAUUACCCCCCUCCCCAAGAUGGUAUCGGACCAAUACAAUUGGGGCAUAUAAUACCUGAUCUACGAAGGCUAGAUCAGGUAAUAAAUGCCACUCCCGGUCCAUAUCCGUACCCACGGGGGAUUGCCAUAUACAAGAGCAGACAGGAAAUUGUCAAGUCCAAGAUAGAUAAUAACGACAAGGCUAGCUUAUCGAGCAGCGUUCUUGUACCCAUUCCACAAGCAGCAGGCCUCGUCAGUGUUGGAGGGAGAAUUGGCUACGCAUUCCAGCGUUCCGUUGCUCGGUAUUGGGAAUUUGACGCCCUCGACAUCAGUUUUAUUCAGCCGACAAGGGCCUACAUCGAAGACUGUUUAGGUGAAGACGCAGUCAAAAUGUAUAUUGAUCGGCAUCGACAUUUGAACUCCUGGUCUCUGUAUAUGGUGACCGGAUUGACCGUUGCGAGGGGUGCAAAGGCAAAGCGAGAGGAUAAAAAGAGAGACGAUAUCUCUAUCGCUCCCAGUGUUUCCGUCGCGAGUGUGGUAGAUGGCGAUGUGGAACUUCUCAGCAAUAGAAGCAACAGCGUCGCUUCAUCAUUUGAGAGGUCUUCGGAUUUUAUAUGGUCUAUUCGAUUGACGAAACUAUCUAAGAAAUUCUACUCUCGCGAUUGGGACCAUGAGUCCUACACAAAGGGAGCAACCUACGGACUGGAGGAUGAACAAAAUAAGGAAGAUAUAAAGCAAUUCUUGUCGUCACAAGCCAUCGACUCCAGUCAGAUACUUGAAGUGGGGGAUGAUAUUUUUGUUCUUACCGAUCCACAAACCGGCUAA
Messenger RNA from Talaromyces proteolyticus, 1005 nucleotides. RefSeq lists its product as uncharacterized. The transcript has 2 exons. NCBI's taxonomy places the organism in Eukaryota, Fungi, Ascomycota, Eurotiomycetes, Eurotiales, Trichocomaceae. The coding region runs from base 169 to 1005 and encodes 278 amino acids. The record is from RefSeq and is a predicted model, not a curated record.